Messenger RNA from Cercopithifilaria johnstoni, 354 nucleotides. NCBI's taxonomy places the organism in Eukaryota, Metazoa, Nematoda, Chromadorea, Rhabditida, Onchocercidae. The record is from the annotation of a GenBank genome assembly.
AUGAACGCUCCGGCGCCUUUCGAAUCGUUCCUGGUAUUUGAUGGUGAGAAGAAGAUAGCUAUAGAAAAAGACACUAAAGUGCCUAACGCCGCUAUUUUCACAGUAAACAAGGAAGAUCACACGAUCGGGAAUCUCCUCAAACAUCAGUUGUUGAAAGAUCCUCAAGUAUUAUUCGCUGGUUAUAAGUGUCCGCAUCCAUUGGAGCACAAGUUUAUCCUCAGAGUACAAACAACAUCUGAUACCACUCCUGCAGACGCUCUUACCAGUGCCAUCACUGAUCUUAUGGCUGAGUUCUCCUUGUUUGAAGAACGAUUCAGAGAAGCCAUCAAAGAGCGUCGAGAAGCAAACGAAUAA